AAGGGGGAACAAAAAGAAGUAAAUAGGUAUGGGCAUAAUCGUCAAUUGCCGUGUUACUACGAUACUCCGACCGACGGUGAAAAGACCUGUGAAACUGAAACAAAAAUUUAAAAUCCGGAAAAAGGAAUCUUCCACAGCACACAAACACACACUCUCCAUUUCUCAAGCAAACAUAUUCUGAAAUAAAAAUCAAAAGGAGAGAAGAUGUUUUACUCACAGCUGCUGUUAUCAAACAAGGGCGCCUUAGGCAUCGUUUGGAUGGCUGCUCAUUGCCACAGAAGGCUUAAAAAAGACCAAGUCCAGCAAACCAACAUUUCUUCUUCUAUUGAUAAGAUUCUGGAUGAUGAAGUUCCUAUCGUCACGCAUAGAAUCCUAGCCUUCCUUCUUCUUGGUGUUGUGAGGAUUUACUCGAAAAAAGUUGAGUAUCUAUUUCAUGAUUGUAAUGAAAUAUAUAACAGACUGUGUGGCCUUAAGACUGGAAAAAGCACACGCCCAAGCAUUGGAGUCUCACGGACAAAUUACCACUCUGUCACUUUACCAAAGAGAUUUGAACUUGAUGCAUUUGAUCUGGAUCUCCUGGAACACCAGAAUUCUGCAGGUGAAAAUGUGAGAUCGCAUAAACAAGACAUGCUUGCUGAUGAUCGCCGAAAAGAUGGCAGUAGAUCUGGCUUUUUCGACAAGGAGAAUAUGCAAUCUUCUGAAGCUUACUCCAAAGCUGAUACACCACCUCGAGACGUGUUCUCGAGGAACCAGUGGAGUUCAUUCAGUAAUAUGAACAUCUCUUUAGCUGGGCUGGAAGUACUUCGUGGAACAAGUUUUUCUUUAGAAGACCGUCUAGAUCCUAUUAUAUUGGAUGAGGCUGAAGAAGCACAAAUGCAUAAUAAGCAUCUUCCUAUUAGGGAUUCUAUUAUGUGUAAUGAGAUGGAGUCUGGUUCUGUUGUAAGUCUAUCCAGUAAUAGAAGUCAUUCAGUACCAAGUGCGGAGAUCUUUUGUGGGACUGGGUUUUCUUUAGAAGAUCGCCUGGAACCGAUGGUGUUGAAUGAGGAUGAAGAAGAACAACCAAAUGCUAGGCCAUCAAAAGAGAAUAUAAGUUCAAAUAUGCAUGGGCCAAUCCAAGAUGUGGAGUUCGAUUCUGUUGCAAAUCCAUCCCCUCAAGGAAGUAAGUUGGCUGCGAGUUUGGAGACACCUCAGAGAAGUGGUUUCCAGAUGUUGAAUGAGGAUGAGAAGGUACAAAGCCACGAAGAGACAUCAGACAAAGAGAAGAGAGUCGAUGAAGAGACUAUAGAGCACCUACAGGCUCAAAUGAACUGUCAAGAGAAUGAACCCCAUGAAUUCACUGGAUCAAUGGAUAAGCAUGUGAGUGCGAAGAAGAUGAAGUCUUUGGAAGUGAUCAACUCAGAAAGCUUAGAAUGCCGAAGGCCGAAAGAAUUUCCUAUGUCUGUUGUUGUAACUCCAGACUCAAAGCUUCCAGCAGGUCUCAGUAGUCCAGAGGUUGUGACUGUUCAGACUCCUGCCACAAAGGAGCGCACAAAGAUUCUGAAGAAGCGCAAGACUUUGUUUGAUUUGACCACAGUGGUGCCUAACAAGGUUCUAAAAAAAUGGAUAGAAGAAGAUCCAAGUGAUCUAAAACGCAAAAGGAGGGACGUGCCCAAUACUCUUUUACAUGCCUGGAGAGCUCGUAAACUUGCCAAUGGGCCUCAGAGUUUCUUUGAGCCUUUGUUUCAUGGUGUCACAACAGAUCUUGCUAAUCUUGAAUGCGAAAAAAGUUGGGCAGCAGCAUUGAAAUCGGUGAAAAUAUCUGACAGGAGAGAGGAUGUGAGAACUCCUGUUUCAAAUGAACAAAUUCCUGAAGUAAGAUCUCCUUCUCCACAUAGGUCUUAUGCUGAAGAAACUCCGAUUGCUCCUGGAACACCUGUUACUCAUUUGAAGCCAUCAACAAGAUCACACGAGGCUGCUGUUUCACAUUUCAGCUUGGAACCCGCAUCCUCAUCUGAAACCAUAGACAAGUGCCAAUCUAAAAGUGUAUCACUGGAAUUUGAUGCUGUGUUUCAGGAGGAAAUAAAUUCAUUUGAUGGAGGUAGUUCGGAAAAAGAUGCAUAUUCAGAGAAAACAAGAAUGAUUGGAAGAUAUCUGAGUAGGAAGUUCUUGGAUAAGAAGAGACAUAAAGAUGAAGAAGUGUUGAACUUGUUGCAGUUGUUGACACGAAAAACAAAGAAAGAAAGUGCAAGGUUCUUCUAUGAGAUACUGGUUUUGAAAACGCGGGACUGCAUAGAUGUGCAGCAGGAGAAUUCGUAUGAUGAUAUUCUUCUGAGGGAGACUUCCAAACUGAAGCAAGCAGCAGCAGCAUCCUCUCGAAACUGAACUUUUAAAAAGUAGUAGUAGUUGUACUCUUUUGCAUAGAGAAUGGUACAGUAGUCGUAUUUAUACUCUUUUUGUCUCUGAUCCGAGAGAUAGAAGCAAUCUUGGGUGUUGCUAGGCUUCUGUCUAUUAGAAGGUUCUAACUUGUAAUUAUGCUUGCAUCAGUAGUAGCUUACAAAAUAUGCCGAUGCCCAAAUGUGUGGUGCUGUAUAUCUGUUAUUUAUGUGCUUCAUAGCUGCUGCUGUUUUGUUGAAUGUCAAUGUUCUGAAA
This is a messenger RNA of Erythranthe guttata (spotted monkey flower), 2628 nucleotides long. It is a transcript of the gene SYN2, whose product is annotated as Rad21/Rec8-like family protein. Gene Ontology annotation, cellular component: cohesin complex. The record is from RefSeq and is a predicted model, not a curated record. Lineage: Eukaryota; Viridiplantae; Streptophyta; Magnoliopsida; Lamiales; Phrymaceae. Gene Ontology annotation, biological process: replication-born double-strand break repair via sister chromatid exchange; sister chromatid cohesion. Gene Ontology annotation, molecular function: chromatin binding; protein binding.